CUCCCUUUGCGCUUUUCCGCGUUGCUUUCCCCACUGCGGCAGUGACGGCUGCGAUAUUGAUCUCCUCCCCCUUCUCCAAUCUCCAUCCACCACCAAAUCACUGUUCCGUUAUCUCUCUCUCUCUAGAUUCUCUUUUCCCCCACAUCUUCCACCCAACAUUUGGUAUUAGAUUUCCCCCUGUUAUCUUGUCCUCCACUCUUCCCCCUUCUCUUUCCGUCGAAGAACUUGUAUUUAGUUUGGCAGAUUGAAGUUUGUUAAGGGAUUUUGAGGUUGCUUUCGGUCGAAAGAUGGGUUGAUGCGAGUCAGAGACGAAGCCGGAUUGGUUUUUUCUUCUUCUUCUUCUUCUUUCGGUUAAUAACGUUUUCUGGGGGAUUUCGGGCUGAAGAUCUCUGAGAUUUAUCAGCUGUUUGCAACGAAAAUUUUGAUUCUUUUUUUUUUUUGCCUUGAAUUUGGGAUUUUGCGUAUGGGGUUGCUAAAAUCUUCAUCCGUUUUCUACGUCAAAGGGUUUUGAUGCUGUUAUGCGAGAGAUUUGAUUUGGCGGAAAAGGGUUUGGGGAUUCCGUCUGGGGUUUGAGAUUAGGGUUUGCAGAGUUUCUGUGGGGCUUUUGUCUUAAAGAUCUCAUCUUGUUCCGAAAUAAAAUUUGUCAGCAAGUUGAAAGAUUGGGUCUUUAUCUAUUGAUCCGAGAUUUGUGGGAUGAAAGGGGGGAAAGAAGAAGGAAAGAAGAUGGUAGAGCCUCUUUUUCCGAGGCUCCACGUGAAUGAUAGAGAGAAAGGGGGGCCGAGAGCGCCACCGAGGAACAAGAUGGCCCUCUAUGGGCAGUUCAGCAUCCCCUCGCAGAGAUUGAACUCAUGGCCAUCGGCUGCUUCGCAUAAACCAGCUAGCUUGGGCGAUUCUCCGUCUUCAAGCAAGGGUUAUCGUCAAGAGAAGAGUGUCUUCCCUCCUCCUGAUGUGCCUGCUCAGCCAUCAGUCCAUUUAGAGAAAAGGGUUCAUUUUCAAUCCUCUGACAAUAUGAGUCUCACUUCCACAAGAAUAGAAAUUCUAAGAUCUUCCAAAAGGCAAGCUAAUAAUGAUAUUUUUAGUGCAAAUGAUUCAGCUGGUAAUUCAUUGCACCUAUCUGACCCUACUAAUGCAAAGAAAUCUCGUCAGAGUUUCUCUGACGAUAGUGAUGACUCUAUGGUUCCUACCUUUAUGCAGUCCGUAACUGCCACAUUUUCCAAUAAAAUGUUAUCUAAAAUUGAGUCCGACAGAUUGACUCCAUGGUGUGUCACAGAUCCUCCGAAGAUUUCUUCUAGUUCAUCUCCAAGUUCUAUUGGAAAGACACUGAAAGGAACAUAUACUAAAGGCGUGAUGUUAAAGAACAUUGAACGCAACCAUGUUGAACAAAGACACACAUCAGCUUCCGUUAACAAAGCUGCCAUGGUACCUGAUUUCAGAAUAAGAUUUUCCGAAUCCUCAAACUUUGCCAAGACAUAUUUAGAUGAAAACGAUACAGAUGCUGCUUAUGCUGUUAAAGAUUCAGGAUUUGAUGUUGUGGACAAAGGAGAUAAUCUAACCGAUAGAAGAGAAUCAUGUUCUGAAACCUUAAUUAAGAACAGUCAUGUUGCUCUUAGUGAAGCAGAAAAAGUUAGUCAAGAAAGUAACCACAAGGAUAAUAGGUCGCUGGAACUUGAAGACUUAGACAAUAAGGAAGUCUCUGAGGGCUCAUUGCUGGACCCUGAGCCAAGCAUGGUUGUAUGUCCUGACGAUGUUGUUGGAGUAAUCGGUCCUAAGCAUUUCUGGAAAGCAAGAAGAGCUAUAGUCAAUCAACAGAGAAUUUUUUCAAUACAAGUGUUUGAGCUACAUAGAUUGAUAAAGGUGCAGAAGUUGCUCGCUGCAUGCCCAGAUGCCAUCAAGGUUGAUGUUUAUUUAAGCGAGUCUCCUUCAAAAAUACCCACAAAGGUUACAACGCCUGACAUUUCAGAGAAGUCUCAUCAACCAAAUAUUGAACAAGAAGCUUCAUCCAAGGAACGAAAGGAUAACUCAGAAACCCUAGAAGAGAACACAAGAAACGAGCAUAAUCAAGUUCCCUCAGCUCCUGAUAAUAGACCAAAUCCUUGGUGUUUCAAUCCACACCAGAAUCAAUGGCUGGUUCCUGUGAUGUCCCCUUCUGAAGGACUUAUAUAUAAACCCUAUCCUGGUUCUUGUCCUCCAACUCCGAGCUUCACACCCCCUAUCUAUGGAAACUAUCCACCUCUGAGCUUUGCUGCGGUAUCUAUGGAUUUUAAUAUGGCUCCAUAUCAUCAACAACCUCCAAUUUACUUCCCAUCUCCAUACAAUACUCCAAUCACAAAGCCAAUCAUGUCAUCAUCUACCAUCGAACAAUCAAAUCCAAAGAAUGAUAAUGUUUCUGGUCAGUUUCAGAAGUCUCAGGGAUCAAAAGGUUGUGACACGCAAGGAAGCACAGUGACAUGUCCUAAUGGAAGUGCACAAAAUGGAGAAAAGAAUUCAUUGCCUUUGUCUGAUUCAAAUGGCAGUAAAAGGGCAUCGGAGUCGGCUGAUAAAUGCAACCGGAGUGGUGUGAUCAGGGUUAUACCGCGUAAUGCUAGGUUGGCUACAGAGUCAGCGGCUAGGAUAUUUCGAUUUAUACAGCAAGAGAGGAAGCAGUACGAUUCAUAGCUCAGGUACAUCAGAUUGGUGAAAAUUGGAGAAAUUUUGUGCCUGAACUAGUUGUUUCUCUGCUGGAUAUUAUCCUAAUUGUAAAGAUGCCGUAUUAAUUCUCCCAGAUUUCCCCUUUUUUUUGGUUAUCUUCUCGGAUGCUAAUCCUGGCAAAUGACCAGAGAAUAAAAUGUCUGUACAAAGUUGGGUGCUAGUGGUCAGUAUGCUGUCCACCUUAACAAGUUGCAAGUUAGAUUGGUUGAUUGUAAA
Messenger RNA from Asparagus officinalis (garden asparagus), 2904 nucleotides. Its product is annotated as protein HEADING DATE 3B-like. The record is from RefSeq and is a predicted model, not a curated record. Gene Ontology annotation, biological process: regulation of photoperiodism, flowering. Bases 694 to 2655 code for a protein of 653 amino acids. The transcript is spliced from 4 exons. Lineage: Eukaryota; Viridiplantae; Streptophyta; Magnoliopsida; Asparagales; Asparagaceae.